This is a messenger RNA of Vigna angularis (adzuki bean), 414 nucleotides long. RefSeq lists its product as uncharacterized. The record is from RefSeq and is a predicted model, not a curated record. Bases 1 to 414 code for a protein of 137 amino acids. NCBI's taxonomy places the organism in Eukaryota, Viridiplantae, Streptophyta, Magnoliopsida, Fabales, Fabaceae. The transcript is spliced from 3 exons.
AUGGUAAAAACACGCGGUGAGGAGGCAUAUCAGGCCUAUGAGGAUGAUGUUCAGGAGGAGGCCUAUGAGGGUGAUGUUCAGGAGGAGGCAUUUGAAGCCCCUGACCACGAUGAUGAUGAGGAUGAGCAUGCGGAUGUUGGUGACAUAGAAGAGGAUAUCGGUGGAUUUCCUGGAGGUCCACGUGAUGCUUCAUUGCUGACGCAUUAUGUUCAGCAUGUUGCUUAUGAUAUUUCGCAAGGCCGAGAUCGAGGGGACAUGCUCAAGUUGAUCUUGCACGGUAAAAAAGUUAAUAAGUUAGGACCGUGCGCCGAGGGAAUUCAACACAUUGUGUUGAAUUCCUCUUUGAUGCCUCUCAUAGAGAUUUGCUAUGAUUAUCUUGAUAAGGGCUUGGUGCUUGGUUUCAUAGAGAGAUGA